CAGAUGUCGAAACCUGAUCAUUAGGACACAGUAAAAGGACCAAAAUGACGAUGAUAUGGCUUUAUAUGCUGUUCUUAAGCUCAGUGAACAGCCAGGGUGAAAUCAAAGUGAAAGGAUUUGCAGGAGGCGGCAUCAUCAUUAAAUGUACCUUCAAGAAUUUACAAAACAACAAAGAUAAAUAUUUCUGUAAGGAUGCAAAGACAACUCUAAACAUAUGUCCAUAUGAGAAAAUGUCCACUGGAAAAGACAAAAGAUACUUUGAGUAUUACAACACCAACAGUGGGACAUUACAAGUUCACAUCAAAAACCUCACUGAGGAAGAUGCUGGGCAGUACCAAUGUGGAGCUGUCAAUGGUGAGCACAUCCAAGUGACCCUGACAGUCAAAAAAGAUGACUGCUGUGUUCAGCCCAUCUCAAAGACUGCUCAAUUGAGAAGCAGUGUUGACAUAAGAUGCAGCUAUCCAAAGGAGUCUGAAAGCAACAGCAAACACUUCUGCAAACUGAGCCCUGAGUCCAUGUGUGCAGACCUGAUAGCAUCCAAAACAGAUGAGACCAGGGGAAGGUUCUCCAUUGUCCAUGAUAGAGACCAGAGGCUCUUCACCGUGACGAUCAGAGAUCUGACCAGGACUGACUCCGGGGUUUACUGGUGUGGGGUCAGGACUGGGGCCAUGAGUAGAAGCAUGGCUCUGAUCACAGAGGUCAAUCUACAGGUCAAACAUGAAAUUACAGGUCAAGAGCCACCGCCUUCAAACCCACCAUCAACUUCAGCAGCAACACCAGGAUCAGCUAGUAGUCAGCCUAUGAUUGCAGCUGUGAGUGGGGGUGUAGCUGUGAUGGUGUUGACCCUUGCUGUGUUCAUGCACUUCAAAUGCUGGCGUGCAAAAGCAUCAGAGCCAGCCUCCUCCUCCAGCACGGACUCCUGUAGAGAGACAGGAAACAAGAGAGCACCCCAGGUGGACUGUGUGUAUGAGGAGAUCCAGGACAGCAGCAGUCCAGAGGGCAGCUCGCCUGUGGCGGAGGGUGUGUACACUCUCGCCCAUGCCCCCGCUGAGCCCUCGGACGACCCCGGGUACGCCACCGUCAGCUUCAACAGGAACCCCGACCGUCACGCUGAGGCCGCCUCUACUGCCAUGUCCAGGAGAGUUGAGAUGGCAUCAGACUAUGCCACUGUUAAGUAAAAGCCUUGUGAAUGAUGAUGAGUGUUUAUUAUUUUGUUUAGUACUCAUUGUUAUUAGAUACACACAACAUAACAUCUGUAGACAUGCUACUGCUAUGGAUUUGGCGAUUCUUUUAUAUUUUGUAUUUUAUUGUAUAUGAAACAUUCAGGGCAAUUCCGUGUGCACUGGAUUGUGUGUUCACCACAUCUUGAGAUGUAGUGUAUGCAUUUAAAUGGUUUGUCUGUUAGUUUGACAAAUUAUGUUUAUGUGAGGCUUUGAUUCCCCUAGUGGCCAAAGAUGGUAACUGUAAGUGUAAGAUGACAGAAUUAUUCCGCCUCAUUCACCUGGAGGCCAU
Alosa alosa (allis shad) is the source of this 1512-nucleotide messenger RNA. RefSeq names its product polymeric immunoglobulin receptor-like. The coding region runs from base 45 to 1178 and encodes 377 amino acids. The transcript is spliced from 6 exons. The record is from RefSeq and is a predicted model, not a curated record. Lineage: Eukaryota; Metazoa; Chordata; Actinopteri; Clupeiformes; Clupeidae.